Molecule: messenger RNA, 678 nt
Organism: Galeopterus variegatus (Sunda flying lemur)
Lineage: Eukaryota; Metazoa; Chordata; Mammalia; Dermoptera; Cynocephalidae
Product: probable palmitoyltransferase ZDHHC4
Exons: 4
Source: RefSeq, a predicted model, not a curated record
ACAUCGCCCCUUCCAAAUUGUUUUCCACGAUGUGUUCUCCCGCUAACUCCUGCUGAGUCCUAUUCUGUUUUAUUACGUGAGUGUUGAAUUGAUCUGUCUCUGCAGCCAGAUCCAGCCUCCUGGAGGAAUCAUGUCUCCUGCAGGUUUUGGGUGCCACCUGGUGUGCCAGGUACACACCGUUGCCCAAGAGGAGCUGCUUUUUGAAUUCUUCGUGAAUGUUGGGAGGAGGAAUGCCAGAGCUGCCAGCUGAAUAUUAUCCAACCAGGAGAAAUAUGUAGGCUGGGGACCCUGAAUCACUUUCCCCCAGGAUGGACUUUCUGGUUCUCUUCUUGUGCUACCUGGCUUUGGUGCUGAUUGGUGUUGUUAUGAUCUGCAUCUGCUCAAAAACCCAUCACUUGAAAGGCCUGGUCAGGAGAGGAGAACAGAUAUUUUCCUGUAUAAUCCCAGAAUGCCUUCAGAGAGCCAUGCAAAGAUUGCUUCAUUACCUCUUCCAUUCGCGAAACCAAACUUUCAUUAUCCUGCACCUGGUCUUGCAAGGGAUGGUUUACGCUGAAUAUACCUGGGAAAUAAUUGUCUACUGUCAAGAGCUGGAGUUCUCCUUGGAUUACCUUCUUCUGCCCUACCUGCUGUUGAUUGUGAACCUGUUUUUUUUCACCCUAACUUGUGCAACCAAUCCUG